This is a messenger RNA of Histoplasma capsulatum G186AR, 906 nucleotides long. Its product is annotated as histone chaperone asf1. Bases 1 to 906 code for a protein of 301 amino acids. The transcript is spliced from 4 exons. Gene Ontology annotation, cellular component: nucleus. The record is from RefSeq and is a predicted model, not a curated record. Gene Ontology annotation, biological process: nucleosome assembly; nucleosome disassembly; DNA replication-dependent chromatin assembly. NCBI's taxonomy places the organism in Eukaryota, Fungi, Ascomycota, Eurotiomycetes, Onygenales, Ajellomycetaceae. Gene Ontology annotation, molecular function: histone binding.
AUGUCCGUAGUUUCGCUCCUUGAUGUGCGGGUUGUCAACAACCCCGCACCGUUCCUCGCCCCUUAUGAAUUUGAAAUUACAUUCGAAUGCCUCGAACAGCUGCAAAAAGAUCUUGAAUGGAAGCUUACCUAUGUCGGCUCCGCAACUUCAUCUGAACAUGACCAAGAACUAGAUUCCCUACUAGUCGGGCCAAUACCCGUUGGCGUCAAUAAAUUUAUCUUCGAAGCAGACCCACCGGACCUUAAGAGAAUCCCUACGUCUGAAAUAUUGGGCGUGACGGUGAUACUGCUUACCUGCAGCUAUGACGGCCGGGAAUUUGUCCGUGUCGGAUACUACGUGAACAAUGAAUAUGACUCCGAGGAGCUGAAUGCUGAGCCACCCGCCAAACCCAUUAUUGAGAAAAUUCGACGGAAUGUCCUGGCUGAGAAACCAAGAGUUACGCGGUUUGCCAUUAAAUGGGACUCAGAAGAUUCGGCCCCUGCGGAAUACCCACCAGACCAACCAGAAGCAGAUGUCUUAGACGAUGACGGAAAGGAGUACGGAGCCGAGGAAGCUGAGCUCGAAGAAGCUCUGCUAAAGGAGCUUCAAGAGGCUGAGAAAAUUCAAACAGCACGUGACCCUGGUGAGGACCACGAGAUGGGUGACGCCGGCGAGCCAGGGGCCUCAAAUAAAGAGGACGAUGGAGAUGAUAACGAUAACGAUUCAGAUGCUGGAAGCGAAGAUCUAGAAGCUGAAAGCAGUGGAAGUGAGGAUGAGGAGGACGAUGAGGAGGGCGGCGAAGGCGAGGGUGACGACGAUGUGGAGAUGGGCGAUGAUACGGAGCAAAAGGGGGACAGCAAUAAUCAGGUGAACCAGCCACCAACGGACCAGCAUCACCAGCAGCAGGCCGAGUUGAUGGUUCAUUGA